AUGUACGUGGAUAAUCUACCCUCAAGGCAAGCUUAUGGAACAUUUAAGGAUGGCUUAAAUGAUUGUAGCGUCCAUAAUAUUGAAGUGGGAAAUACAGUGACUACAUUGCAAAGCGCCCUUGAUGGCCACCCUCAUCUUCAAAACGAAGUGGAUAAAAUAUUAAAAGCCUACUGUUAUGCAACCUCACAUGGCGGGUCUUAUGGUACGAACUGUACCUUCUUUUAUUAUUGGUUAGGAAGUAAAAUAUGGCAAAAUGAGCAAAAUAUAAAUGAUUCUGAUUCAUUUCAAAACGUUAUAAAUAACAUUUACGGUGAAUUAGGGAAAAUCACUAUUAAUGGGGAAAAAGGAAAGGGGUGUUCCAUUAUAAACGAGAAGUAUGAAAUUAGUAAAGACCUCUUCCCCAAUGCAAGAACAUUAUCUGACUAUUCGCUAGACUACACAACAAUAAGUAAUAACUUGACUAAGAAGAAUAAUGAUAAUACCUACUGUCUAGCAUAUAAACCGUACCUAGACAAUGCUGCUACAGCUUACACUAAAUUGUGCGAAGAGAAGAAUGUAUGGGGGAGUGAAACAAACACUUUGAAAGGUUCAGUUUGUGGAGAUUUUAUAGCGAGGGCGGGAGGCGACAAGAAUAAGCUUAACCCUCAGGAGUUACUGGACCAACACUGUCCAUCAUCAUCCGAACUACAAACUGAACCAGGAACUGUAGCAGCAGCAGUAACUGAAACAAAAACUUUUCCAGUUCAAACCCUAGAAGGGAAAACCUCUUCCCCCUCUGGGGUGAACAUCCCCUCUGUGUCUGCUGCUGGUGGACUUGCUACAAUAGGAAUACCUGCAUUGGCAUACUUUUUUUACAAGUACAAAUCGCACCUCUUCCACUCCUUCUUUAAUAAACAUAAUCAUUCUGGAAGUGGAAGAAGCACAAGAAAAAGGUCAUUAGAACGGAACUUAGACAUCUUAAUGGAAGAUUCUACAACAGCGGACACAUCCACAUUCGACUCAUCGGAAACUAGUUCGACAACAAAUGACGAUUCCACGUUUGAUUCUACAACAGUAUAUUCUUCUGUUCCAUACACUACUACAGCAUCUAAAAGAACGAGAAGUGCACAACAACAACAGAGGCAAGGGGGACAAAGGCACAAUAGAAAUAAUAUAAGUUAUCAUAGUAUGUAA
Molecule: messenger RNA, 1173 nt
Organism: Plasmodium coatneyi
Lineage: Eukaryota; Apicomplexa; Aconoidasida; Haemosporida; Plasmodiidae
Product: KIR protein
Exons: 1
Coding region: 1-1173 (390 amino acids)
Source: RefSeq, a predicted model, not a curated record